CAUGCACAGAUAAUUUUUGCCUUAUUUUCUAUAUUUGGUGCUUUUAGUCCAAAAAUAUCUUAUAGAAAAAUAAAAAAUAUAUUAAAUCACUUCUUAAAAUUAAUAACGUGCCUUUAAAUGCUAUAAUUUCUGUAUUUUUAUUUUCUGUCACCGAAGUGAAGAUAGGCAAAAGCGUCGUCAAGCGCUGUAGAAUUUCAAGUCCGCUAAUGGCGGACGCCAAUAAUUUUGGAAGUUUCGUGAUUCUAUUGUUCUGUUUUUGAGGAUUUAAUUCAUUUUUAUAAGCUGGAAUGAGUUUAGUUUCAAGUGUUUACGUCCAUAGUGCUAUAAAUGUGCAAGUGAUAUGAAAUGUUCAGUUUGAAUAUGACAAAAGCGCCCGCUAGAUAUGUAACCUUUUCCAUAACCUCGUUUACGCGAAUGGAGUAGAUAUGUGAUCGAUGUGUGUGCAACGGUGAACGAUUUUUCGUCAUAUUCGCGUUACUAUUAGUGCGAAGUUAUUUGGCAUAUUAGUGAUGGAAGUGUCCGCGUCGCGGUUUUGCAAUCCGACGCCCGUUUUCGAUGUAACGUAAGUGAGCCGGUCGAUCGCCAAAGCUAGUGUAAGCAGGGACGGCCGCUACCAGCCGAACAUGGCUGCGACGCAGGCUGAGUCUCAGCGAAGCGAAGCGAACGUAGAUCAGAGUCCAUCGGAACAGCUCAGUGAAUCUCGGAACGUUCUAUUACAAAACGGCACCGACAAGACCGUCGGGCGCGUUCCGCCCGAUGGCGUUGUGAACACAAAGAGUAAAUCGCCGAUGUCGGCCGAUCCGGGCCUGCCACGCGACGGUGGUGAAGCUCCGGGCCACGAUCGGAGUGGUGAAAGGCCAUUGCCGGAUCAGUAUGGAUCGUAUCGUUACCCGGAGGGCGCGGAUCCUUAUUAUGCUCAACGGCCCGGUUUUCCCGGCAAACCGCGUCCGCCGCCGCAGCAAAGAUAUUUCCCGGGGCAGGCGGUGUCACAAGCUCCCGGGCCUACGCCGACGCUUAAUUCGUUACUCCAGUCGAGCGGGGCGCCACCGCAUCGCUACCCCAACAGCUAUGACCAGCCGCCUGGAGGUUAUGGGCCCGCGCCCGGCUGGCCACAGCCUAGGCCAAUGCCACCAUACAAUCCUCAACCAAGUCCAUAUAGAAAUUCGACGCCACCACGAGGUUAUGGUGGUCCGCCAUACGGUGCAGGCGCUCCAGGCGGUCCUCAGCAGCCGCCGGGCGCAUACGGUCCACCUGGCUCGUAUCCGCCACGGUACCCGCCGCCGCCGGGGCCACCGGGCGCACCCAACUCGAGACCACCGUUCUCUCCGCACCAGGGUUACGAGCGCGGUGGUUCACCACAGCCACCUACUCAUCCCCCUGGUGCACCCAGCCCAGGUACAGCACAGAGUGUGGGAGGCCUCUCGCCGACCCAGGACUCGCAGCAUCCGCCGCACUUGCCGCCCGGUUCGCAACCGCCACACCAGGGCUACCCUCCACCGCCCCGGCCAGCUCAGCCGUCCACACCCAACGCUCAUGAUCAAGACUCCGAUCUGACCGGUCAGAACAGCAAUGACUCGGGCGGCAGCGGCGGCGCGGGGCGCGCUUCCACGCCGCACUUGAGGCCCACGCCGAGCCCGACAGGCUCGAGUGGAUCGCGAUCCAUGUCACCGGCUGUCGGUACCCAGAACGUACCGAUGCCACCGCGGCCAUCGUCAUCGUUAUCGGACGGCGGCGGACCGACCGUGAGGGCCGGUGCUGGCGCAGGCAAUCCGGGCGCAGGGCCGCCACCGUCGGCGGCGCCUCCACCCGGAGCGAUGCUGCCGCAGCCCUACCACCACGGCCCCUACAAGCCGGCGCCCUAUCCGCCGCAGCCCUACGCUUACCCGCCACGCAACCACCACCCCUACCCGUAUGGCGGCUACCGGCCUACUCCGCCACCACAUCCGUCACAACAUUAUCCCCCGCUCAAGCAAGCGGGUCGUCACAUGGGCCCGCCGGGCGAGGCCAUGCCGCCGCCCAACGCGCCGGGCGAGGCGCACGACAACGGGCCCGCCGCGCCCGCCACCGCGCUCGUCACCACCGGGCCCGACGGCGCGCCGCUCGACGAGGGCAGCCAGCAGAGCACGCUCAGCAACGCCUCCGCCGCGUCAGGCGAGGAGCAGUGCGGCACGCCCAAGAGCUCGCGCAAGGAGUACGGCGCGGGCAGCGCGGCGCCGUCGCCGUCGCCGGGCGGCGCGUCGCACUCGUCGGCGCACGAGGACUACGACGCCUCGCCGUCGCCCUGGCCGCGCCCGCCCUCCAGUCCUGUGUUUAACAGUCACAUAGCGCCGGAGUCCUACAGAUCAAAGAAGUCGGACUCGCUGGGCAAGCUGUACGAGAUGGACGACGCCCCGGAGCGGCGCGGCUGGGUGGAGCGCCUGCUGGCGUUCAUGGAGGAGCGCCGCACGCCCAUCGCCGCCUGCCCCACCAUCUCCAAGCAGCCGCUCGACCUCUACCGCCUCUACCUGCUCGUGCGCGACCGCGGCGGGUUCGUCGAGGUGACGAAGAAUAAAACGUGGAAGGAUAUCGCCGGUCUGCUCGGGAUCGGUGCGUCGUCGUCGGCCGCAUACACGUUGCGGAAGCACUACACGAAGAAUCUGCUCGCAUACGAGUGCCACUUCGACCGCGGCGGUAUCGACCCGCAGCCGAUCAUAAACCAGGUGGAGGCGUCCACGAAGAAGAAGAGCGGCAAGUCCAACAGCACGACUAGUGCAGGCUCGUCCAACUCGGCGGAGCAGUUCGUGGGCGGCGCGGGGCAGGCCGGCGCGCCCAUGGACGGCUACCCCGCGCACUACGCGCCCUACCCGCCGCAGCCCGCGCAGCCGCAAGGCGGCGGGCCGGGCGGCGACAACCUCGCCGCCUCCAACCCGUUCGACGAGCCGCCGGGGCCGAGGCGACCCCCAGGUUACCAACAAGGUUACGGGUACGAAUAUGGAUCUCCUUAUCCGUCGAAUAGGCCCGUCUACCCGCCGUACGGCCCCGACGGCGACAGGGGCUACGGUUCGGGUGGCGAGUACCGGUACGGCGGCUACGGCGGCGGGUACCGCGCGGGCGCGCCGGCGGGCGGCGCGGCGGCGGCGCAGCCCGCGCCCGCUCAGCCCGCCGCGCCACCGCCCGCGCAGCCCGCGCACCCCGCGCACCCGGCGCACCCCGCGCACCCCGCGCAGCCCUACCCCGACUACUACCGCGCGCCGCAUCCGCAUCCGCACCCGCCGCACCCUCCGCACCCGCAGCACCCGCCGCACCCGCCGCACCCGCCGCACUCGCCGCAGCAGCCGCACGAGAUGUCCGGCGGGGCGCAGGUCGCGGGCGCGCUCAUGAGCUCGCAGCUCGCUCGCCAGCUCGUGGCGCCGCUGCCGUCGCCCGUCCGCCCCUACUACGGCGUGAAGGGAGGAGCGGGAGCGGUCGGCGCGGCGGCGGCGGCGGCGGGGGCCCCGCGGCGACACCCCGACUUCGCCAAGGCGGAGGGCCCGUACCCGGGCGGCGGCGGCGCGCGCUUCGCGGGCAGCGCGUGGGGCGGCAGCUUCCCGCGCGCCGCGCCCGCGCCCGCUUGGCGCGCGCCCGGCCCGCUGCAGCACGCGCCGCUGCACCAGCACCAGCCCGCCUGGCCGCACCAGCACCAGCAUCAGCACCAGCAUCAGCCCUACCAUCCGCCGGGAGCAGCUUCGGGCGUCGGUCAGAUCAAAAGAGAAUUAACGUUUCCCGCGGAAUGUAUAGAGGCGACUGUGCCCUCCGCAGAAAAGCGACGUCGAUUGACGAAGGCCGACGUGGCCCCGGUCGACGCGUGGCGCAUUAUGAUGGCGCUUAAAUCGGGGCUGCUCGCUGAAACCUGCUGGGCGUUAGAUAUCCUGAAUAUACUCUUGUUUGAUGACAACUGCAUAGGCUACUUCGGCCUCCAGCACAUGCCAGGUCUGCUCGAUCUACUCUUGGAACACUUCCACAAGAGCCUCAGUGACGUGUUUGACGCACCCGCGGCAGAAAGCGAGCCUUGGUACGCGCCGCCCUCCAGCCCUGAGCCUGCAGCCAAGACGCGGCGGAGAGCAGAGCCCCCUGACCCCGGCGAUCGCGUCCGUCUGCUCUCCUGUGAGAACUAUACGCUUGAAUCCAGGCGCCGUCUUCCCGUGACGCUUGCGACCCGUUCUGAUGAAGACCUGUUUGCACCGGAAGAUCCAGAGCCCGACCGCGACGUCGAAGACGUGCUCGAGCCUUGGCAGAUCGGCGGUGACUCGGGCGGAGGAGCGCACGUUAUGCCCUGCUUCCGCGGAGAAUUCGUACACUUGCCCUUCGUGCGCGUGCUGCCCGGCUCGAGGCCGCCGUCGCCGCCUGCCGCGGUCGCGCCUCCCGCUUCCCCGCGCGCCGAGCCCGAACCGGAGCCGGUGCCGCGAGAUAUCUCCGUCGAACCCGACGGCGAUAACCUCGAAGCUGAACCCAUGGAACUCGAACCCGAGCGCCGGCCGCCGCUACAGAUUCGCGAUCCUGCAGGCGUGCUUAAGCGCCGUCGGCUCGAAGACUACGAGGACGAGUGCUACACGCGGGACGAGCCAAGCCUCAACCUGGUUAACGAGUCGAGAGACGCCCUCGCCAAGCGGUGUAUAGCCCUUUCUAAUAUUUUACGCGGACUCACUUUCGUGCCCGGCAAUGAAGCGGAAUUUUCGCGAUCGGGCGCCUUUCUCGCUCUAGCGGGCAAGUUGUUGUUGCUGCAUCACGAGCACGCCCCAAGAGCGGCCCGAGCGCGCGCCUACGAACGGGCAGCGCGGGACGAGGUAGACGCCGACGCGUGCUGUUCGAGCUUAAAAGGAGAGAACGAGUGGUGGUGGGAUACGUUAGCGCAGUUACGGGAAGAUGCGCUCGUUUGCUGCGCCAACAUUGCCGGCAGCGUCGAGCUCUCUGGACAACCGGAGGCGGUAGCGCGGCCGCUGUUGGACGGCCUACUUCACUGGAGUGUAUGCCCGGCGGCCGUGGCCGGCGACGCACCGCCGGCGGCCGCUCCCGGGUCACCACUGUCGCCGCGGCGGCUCGCGCUCGAGGCGCUGUGCAAGCUGUGCGUGACGGAUGCGAACGUCGACCUGGUGCUGGCGACGCCGCCGCGCGGGCGGAUCGCAGCGCUGUGCGCGGGGCUCGCGCGCGACCUGUGCCGACCCGAGCGACUCGUCGUCCGCGAGUUCGCCGUCAACCUCCUCCACUACCUGGCGGGCGCCGGCGGCGCGGCGGCUCGCGAGGUGGCGCUGCACGCGCCGGCCGUGGCGCAGCUGGUGGCCUUCAUCGAGCGUGCCGAGCAGACAGCUCUGGGCGUGGCGAACCAGCACGGCGUGGCGGCGCUCCGGGACAACCCCGACGCGAUGGGCACGUCGCUGGACAUGCUGCGCCGCGCCGCCGCUACCCUGCUGCGCUUAGCCGAGCACCCGGAGAACCGCCCGCUCAUCCGACGCCACGAACGACGCCUGCUAUCACUCGUCAUGAGCCAGAUUCUCGACCAGAAGGUGGCGCACGAGUUGGCGGAUGUGCUAUACCACUGUAGCCAGCAGCGAGUAGACGAGCCGCGACAGGAAGACAAGUGAGGACAUUCAGUGCCACGUGACGCGGCGACGUGAUGCUGUGACGUGACGUGAUAUCGUGACGCGGUGACGUGACGUUCGUGACAUGACGCGUGACGAGCGGCGUGGCGGGCGCGACAGACUGACUACCGUUGGGUACGUGUACAUAUAGUGAUACGGCGCCCGCCGCGACCGCGAUCGCUCGAUGCGCCGGAGCUUCGAGCGUUAGGCUGUACAAUCUGAUUUUUGUUAUUUAUGUCCAUGAUGAUUUAUUUACAAGAAUGUCAAUGUGCUAUAAUCGAUUUCUAUUGUUCGAUUGAGAAACAGAUGUAUUAUAACUCGUAAUUUUGAUUUUUAUAAUAAAAUGGGACUUGAAUCUG
Vanessa atalanta (red admiral) is the source of this 5953-nucleotide messenger RNA. It is a transcript of the gene osa, whose product is annotated as trithorax group protein osa. The transcript has 18 exons. NCBI's taxonomy places the organism in Eukaryota, Metazoa, Arthropoda, Insecta, Lepidoptera, Nymphalidae. Gene Ontology annotation, cellular component: nucleoplasm; nBAF complex; SWI/SNF complex. The record is from RefSeq and is a predicted model, not a curated record. Gene Ontology annotation, biological process: chromatin remodeling; positive regulation of DNA-templated transcription; regulation of transcription by RNA polymerase II. The coding region runs from base 624 to 5597 and encodes 1657 amino acids. Gene Ontology annotation, molecular function: DNA binding; nucleosome binding.